AUGGUGGUGAGUACCCAGGAGCCUACUCAUCUGCCGCAACUUGCGGUAAAUGAGACAAAGAAGCCUCAGGUACAGCCUUGGGUGCAUCUACUCGCCGGCAUGGUGACGGCCACCAUUACUUCUCCUCUUGACGUCUUAAGAACUCGACUUCAGUCAGAUCUAUAUUCCUCUCCUUCCACUAGCCUACGCGACUCGAGAUCUGGGCUUCGUUCGUUUAAAACCCCCCUUCAUCAUGUUUAUGACACGUUCCGUACCAUGGGCACAAUUAGGGGCCGCGAGGGUUGGCAUGGCUUGUUCCGCGGCCUUGGGCCAAGCCUAGCCGGCGUUGUCCCUGCAACCGCCGUGAAGUUCUAUGUCUACGGCAACUGCAAACAGCUCGGUGUUCGGUAUCUAGGCUUUGGGCCUGACGAACCCAUUGUACAUGCAUUGGGAGCUGUCGCCGCAGGCCUAGCAACUGCAACGGUAACGAACCCAAUUUGGCUCGUGAAGACGAGAUUGCAACUUGAUAUGGCUCAAUCACACGAAGGUUCUUUAAUGCGUCGAUAUAGGGGCAGCUUGGAUUGCAUACGGCAAGUCGUUCGGUCUGAAGGCAUACAAGGGCUCUACCGAGGGCUGACGGCCAGCUACUUGGGCACAGCUGAAACGGUCAUUCAUCUUGUGAUAUAUGAGCGGCUUAAAACAGUCUUCCAUAAAUCGCUGGCCAGGAUCAGAACUACAGAUGCACCGGCCCUCGGCGAAGUAGCCAGCUGGGCCAGUACAAGUGGCGCCGCCGGAUGUGCUAAAGUAGCCGCUGUUCUAGUGACGUAUCCUCACGAAGUAUUGCGUUGUAAGAACGCGAUUGCGUCAAGCACCGGUAGAGAACGGACAGCAAGCAUAUUCUGGUCUCCUGCAGUGUUUUCGAAUAAUAUGGCAGACAGAGGGCUGGCGUGGAUUUUACGGCGGUCUGACACCACAUCUUGUACGCUCUGUUCCGUCGGCAGUAAUCACACUUGGGGUGUAUGA
Molecule: messenger RNA, 1002 nt
Organism: Pochonia chlamydosporia 170
Lineage: Eukaryota; Fungi; Ascomycota; Sordariomycetes; Hypocreales; Clavicipitaceae
Product: mitochondrial substrate/solute carrier
Exons: 3
Coding region: 1-1002 (333 amino acids)
Biological process (GO): pyrimidine nucleotide import into mitochondrion
Cellular component (GO): mitochondrion
Molecular function (GO): pyrimidine nucleotide transmembrane transporter activity
Source: RefSeq, a predicted model, not a curated record